Molecule: messenger RNA, 996 nt
Organism: Argiope bruennichi
Lineage: Eukaryota; Metazoa; Arthropoda; Arachnida; Araneae; Araneidae
Exons: 1
Coding region: 1-996 (331 amino acids)
Source: RefSeq, a predicted model, not a curated record
AUGUUUAAAACAGCUAAAGGCUUCUUGAAAGAGGACUUGUUGUUUGUAGCAGAAGAAAUUGGAGAGACACUGCCUGAUAAGGUAAAAAUUUCUGAACUGAAAGAUAUUAUUUUGAAUAGCAAAGAGUAUUUGGAUGAUCCAGACUUUGUGACAAAUAUUUUAGUAACGGCCGUGAGCCAGCGAAAACUAAAAGAAGAACAAAAACAAAAGCAAACAGAAUUUGAAAAAGUGGAAAGAUUAAAACAGCUAGAAUACGAAGAAAGUGGAAAAAUAAGAGAACACGAACUGGAAUUGGCGAGAAUCAGAGCAACGUUGCCAAUUACAGGUGAGUCUCAAAAUACUGUUAUAUCUGGUGCUAAAAAGAAAUUUAAUCUGCUAAAAUUAGAAUUUAGACAGUUUAAUGGCGAUAUUAAAGAUUGGCUACAAUUCUGGAGCCAGUUUCAACACAUUCAUAACGAUGAUGAAAUCGCGCCUGAGAACAAAUUUCAAUAUCUUGUGCAAGCUACUGUAAAUGGAUCACGAGCCCGAGAAGUAGUAGAAAGCUUCCCGGCAACAGCAGCCAAUUAUGCCAAAGCAGUUGAAAGUUUAAAAGCACGAUUUGGGAGAGAUGAACUAUUAGUAGAAGUUUAUGUUCGGGAAUUAUUAAAGCUGAUAAUCUCAGUUCAGAAACAUGAGAAAAUAUCGAUGACAUCUCUCUAUGAUAAACUCGAAUCUUAUCUGAGAGCCUUAGAGACUUUAGGAGUGUCUACUGAUAAGUGUGCUUCAAUUCUUUAUCCCAUGGUGGAGUCUUGUUUUCAAGAGGACUUUUUGAAAGCAUGGAAUAGAAUUGCUUCUUCAGCAGUCUCAACUGAUGCUAAAGACCGUUUAACCAACUUGAUGACUUUUCUUAAAGCAGAAACGGAGGGCGAAGAAAGAAUUAAUUUGGCUAUGGCUGGUUUUGGCUUGGGUGCAGAUGAAAAUCGCCAAUCAUUUAAGAAAAAAGAGAUUUUCCAAUGA